CCCAACCAGGCUGCUUUGUGUUGACUAUGGUACCAGGGAAGACAUUUGAAACCUGUUGGACAACAUGUUUGAGAAAGACAUAGUAAGUGUCAAGACGUCACAGUAGCAGCUGAAACACAGAGACCUGGGAGCGUUCCAUGUUUAUGGUUGCACUGUACGGUCAGCAUUCAGAGGAACCCUGCGUGUGCAGGUAGGCUCAUGAUGGAAUUUGCUUGUGGGUUUGUUUAUGUGCCGCCAUCGGUGAGUCAGAAGGACGGCCAGCGAUCCACUGCCAAUGUCGUCAAACGCUCAGCUCUUCUCCCUCCUUUGAACCGGGUCCGUCCUCGCAUUCCUCCACCUCCUCCUCCCACAAAUCCUGCGGAAGCCAAAUCACCAAAGUCCCUCUCACCGACCCCCAAGAUUGUGGAACAGUUGGAAAAGAGCAAGGAGGUUAAGACAUCGGUGAAGCCCUCUUCUGUCUUCUACGAGAAUGCAGAAUUUCACAAUAAAGCAGGGGCUGCCUCUGCUGUCAGCAGGCCUGUCAACGCUCAGCAGAAAACACCUCGAAAAACAGCUCUUCUUCCACCACACAUGAAACCUGCGGCCAACAGCCUGCCACUCCUGUCCCCUAACACCACUGGCCAGACAUUUACCUAUGACCUCCCCAAAGAUGAGCCUGAUUUAAACACAGAGUCUUGGGAUCCAGACUACUCAUACACCCUCCCGGAGGGCACAGGGCUCCAUGUGAAGCUGCCGGCUGAUAAUAGUGUUGUGACGGCCCAGCAAAUAGCUCCACCUCUUCCUCCGAGACCUUCCUUCAUGAAGUCAAUGCCAGAAUACGUGGUUCUGUUACCCUCAUCCCCACCGUCUCCUUCACCUCAGAAAUCAAAUUACCCGUCACGUGUCCCAUCACCUACUGGAUCAGCAGAUAAGGGGUUUCUACCAGGGAAUCCUAAUGUGGUCCUUGUCAGUUUAGGAAAAUUACUCUCAGAGGAAAGAGUGCAGACCAUACAAGGAGAACCCAUCUCCUGCUCCCAGUGCGGCGCUGUGCUGGACUCCUCCUGUGACAAUGAGGCGAAAGUGUGUUACUUCUGUCAGUCCUCAGAGUUGACCAGCUCUCUCAGUGCACCACCAUGUCCCCUGUCUGGCUACCAGGACGGCCUCUUUGAGCUGCCUCCUGAUGAAAAACUCCCAUGUGCUGCUGACGCUCUGCUGCUCUUCUGCAUCGACAUCUCGGGCUCCAUGAGCAUGACCUCCCAGGUGUCAGAGGGAGAGCCGGCUGUCCACAGAUCCCGUCUACAAUUUGUCCAGGAAGCCGUUUUACAGUGCGUUCAGAGACUGAGUGAGCAACAACCUGAUAUACAAGUGGGACUCAUCACCUUCAACCAUCAGGUGACGAUGCAUGGACAUGACAGUUUCCCCUCACGUUUCCUGUACGGUGCUGAGUUGGCCGACGUCAACUAUCUGAAAAAGGCUGCAGCCAGUUUUCCCAGUCCGCCUCCACUGUCACAGACCAAGGACUACUUACAGAGACAAGUUCAAGGAUUAUCUGAAUCUGGGACAACAGCUCUUGGUCCAGCUGCUCUCCUGGCGAUUGCAAUGGCCUCCAGACAGCCAGGCUCCAAGGUGAUUAUCUGUACAGAUGGGAAGGCCAACACAGAGCUGGGGAACCUGGAGGAGGAAGACAUUGACGCUCGCACCCUCCUCUCAUCCACCAUCUUCUACCAGGAGCUGGGAGAGUACGCGGCCAAUCAGGGUGUGACGGUGUCUGUGCUGUCCAUAGAGGGAACUGACUGCAGGCUGGACGAGCUGGGAAGACUCGUUGAUCGCACUGGGGGGAAAGCGGUAAUUGCAAGUCCCAAAAGGUUGCACCGGGAGUUUGAGCAGAUCAUUGAGAACAGGACCAUCGCUACACAUUGUGCUGUCACAUUACUGCUGCCCAAAUCACUGCGCAUGAGAGGAGAGAGGGAGGCAGGACACAAAGUGAUCAGAGAGGUGGGGAACGUGGACCCAAACACAGAGAUCACCUUCCAGUUUGGAGCCGAUGAUCAGGACACAGGAGUGUCAGUGCCGACCUCUGGCAGCCGUGUGUCCAUCCAGCUGCAGGUCAGGUACAGGCAGAGGAGCGGACAGACGAUGCUCAGAGUGAUCACUGCAGACCGAGAUGUCACUGACGACAGCUCGGCAGCCCUGUCCUCUCUGUCUCUGGCCAUCAUUCAGCUCAACUCGUCACAGGCCAGCGCCGCUCUGGCUGUGAGGGGCCGCUUCCUCGACGCCAGGAGGGAAGGAGAGCUGCAGAGGAAGCUGAUCGAGAGAGCAAUAGAGCAUAAUCGCAGUGUGGAGGACAAACAGACAUACCAAGAAUGGGUUAAAACCAUGGAGCCAAUAUACAACAGCAUACAUAACUUCACCAGGAGGAAAUCUGUCAUUUCAGACUCGCAGACUCUAACAGAUGCUGGUGCGGCGCUGCUGUACGCCAUGAAGCACAGCAACAGGAAGUCCAUCUCGCUGAAGGAUAAACACAAACUGUAGCCAACUGUUCAGCCUCCAACCUUUACCUCACUGGAAGCCGCUCGGGUCAUGAAUGAAUUUUUUUUGGGGGGGGGGCUAAAACUCAUACUUGUGUAAUGUAAAUAAUGUAUGGCAGUCUAUCAACAUAGCACAUCUGCAUCAUAAAGGAACUUAUUUCUGAGAGCAAGACUUUAAUUGAUGUCUUUCACUGUUACAUAUGAAACCUGCUGCGGCGGUACAGUGUCCAUGGGUGUAUUCGUCCCUGUGGCUUUGUGCUUUUGUGCUGACCAAAACACACAAGAAAAAUCCUGACUCAGAAACACCACCAUGCAGCUAACACCUACAC
Acanthopagrus latus (yellowfin seabream) is the source of this 2836-nucleotide messenger RNA. Its product is annotated as circularly permutated Ras protein 1-like. Gene Ontology annotation, cellular component: COPII vesicle coat; endoplasmic reticulum exit site. The transcript is spliced from 21 exons. The record is from RefSeq and is a predicted model, not a curated record. Gene Ontology annotation, biological process: endoplasmic reticulum to Golgi vesicle-mediated transport; COPII-coated vesicle cargo loading; intracellular protein transport. Bases 199 to 2511 code for a protein of 770 amino acids. Gene Ontology annotation, molecular function: zinc ion binding; SNARE binding. NCBI's taxonomy places the organism in Eukaryota, Metazoa, Chordata, Actinopteri, Spariformes, Sparidae.